Scheffersomyces amazonensis is the source of this 924-nucleotide messenger RNA. RefSeq lists its product as uncharacterized. The transcript has a single exon. The coding region runs from base 1 to 924 and encodes 307 amino acids. The record is from RefSeq and is a predicted model, not a curated record. NCBI's taxonomy places the organism in Eukaryota, Fungi, Ascomycota, Pichiomycetes, Serinales, Debaryomycetaceae.
AUGACUCCUUCUUCAUCUCCUGGUUCGAAACGUCAUUCUAUUAUAAAUGUAUUCCCUCCAUCAUCAUCUCUGGAUGAUACUUAUCAGUAUGAAGUAAGCUUUAGUAAGGCCACCAUAAAUUGGAUUAAAGAGUUCCCAUCUUGCUCUUACAUAUGUUAUGAUAAUAUCACUGAACCACUAGUACUAUAUAAAAUGGCUAGAAUAAUGCUUCCUGAUUCCGAAUUUAUAAAUAAAGAUAAUGAUUCAGUUUUCUUCUUGGAGGAUCCUAGUGCUAGUGCUAAUGAUAAUGAUAAUGAUAAUGACAAUAGUCUAAGUCUUCAGAUAAAUCUUGUUCCAGAUCAUGUUAACGAUGAUUUAAUUAUCAAGCAAUUAACUAUACGACAAUUUGGCUAUUUAGAACAACUCAUAAAUCACCAUGUUCAAACUUGUAUCUCGUACAAUGCUCUGCUUCAAUCUCUUCUUCCAUUUCCAGUGGAUUCAUUAAAUUGGUUGAAAUUUGGUAUUCUUAAAGAUCAUAAGGAGUUAUAUAGAUUCUGUCAGAUGUUCCUUUUUAUAGGAUUAUAUACUUCUAAAUUUUCCACUUUUGGUCCAACAUAUAUUGAAUUCCUUAAUCAAAAUGAUCAAUUCCUUCUAAAAAGCUAUUUAAAAGUUUGUCAAGUGAAUGAACUCAAACAUCAACCCAUUCAAGAAGUGGGUAUUUAUAAUGAGGAUGACAUCUAUGGUGAUGAUUAUAGUGACAUAUCAGACUUGAGCGAUAUGAAACAAUUCAAUCUUACAAAUAGAAAUGAAGUAAGUAAUGGAAAUCAGGUUUACAAUUCAUUACAAUUACAAUAUAAUUCUACAUUGAUGAUUUCUAAAAGUCAAUUUGAUGCUAUUAAAUGGGAGAAUGCAUUACUUGAAAAAUUAAUAUACCAAAUGAAAUAA